AUGUUCCUGGAGGACAAGCAAGCCAGCGAUGAUGAGGAUAAUGAAAUUGAAAUUGUUGAACCCAAGACCGAUCUUAUAACCUUGGAUUCCGAUGAUGAUGAGCCAACACCACCGGCAGCAACAUCAAAGACGCCGCCAGAACAACCACAACAGCCCCUUAUAAAAAUACAAAAAUCGAUUCCAGCCACACCACCCACUAACACAACCAUAGCUCAAAGUCGUGUGGUUAUCACACCACUGCUAUUGAAUCAACAAAAAACUCCAACCGCCGUAUCGUCCACCUCCUCCUCUGCCUCCAAUAAUGUUAUGACUGCAAGAGGUACCUAUGUUCCUCCAACUACGGCUGCCAAGAUUACACCUAUUAAAAUAGGCAAUUCUCCAGCACCGGUACCUCCCUUGGUUCCAGUUAAUAACACAACAUCUGGCGGCUCCUCCUUGGCUGCCGAUGAUGAUGACAAUAUGGAUCUAAUGAGUAUGGCACAAAGUUUUCUGGCCAGUAUGUUAGAAGUUGAUGCCAAUGAUGGUUCAUCGCGUAGUAGUUGUGAUACACCAACAACAACGCCACACACGAAAAAACAGCCACGCAAGAAAAUGACCAAUAAACCCAAUCCGACGCUGUUGAAACAGAAAGCCCUCAUGGAAUUGGAACGUCUGGAGGAAAUGAAACGAAAUGAUCAGAAAUUAAAAAUGAAAUGUAAGGUCGAGUUGAGUAGGGCUGAGGAUGAGUAUCCGUUUGUCAAGUCGCUGCUGGAGGCUAAAAAGAAAACUCAUGAAGAAGAAGAAACAGAGAAUGGGAAAGAGAAACGGAAUUCAUCAGAUGGCACAACCAUGAUGGUAAACACUGGCCAGGAGACUAUAGAAGUUCAUUUGGUCAUUGAAGAUGAUGCAUUGAACAGCUCCAAUGAAGAAAAAUCCAAUUCGAAAAAGGAGAAAGAGAAAUCACAAAAUGAAAUGCAAGAAAAACGAAAAGUCUCCACUGAAGGCAAAGAGUCCAAUGAAAUAAAUCAAGAUGGAAGUAAUAAGGAAAAUAAAAAGGAUACUUCAAUGGAUGUUUUUGAAAUAUCCGACGAUGUAAUGGAAGAGGUGAAAGACCAGAGUUUAGAAAUAAUAGAAACUGAUAAAAUCUCGGAAAAAGAAACAACAAAAGAGACAGAGAAGCAAGUUGUCGAUAAUGGCAUUUCAUUUACAGAUCCCAAGGAUAUGAAUGAUGAAAUUUCUGUAAGGGAAACAACAGAGAAAUUGGUAAAACCUAAAGAAUCUAAGGAGGCGGAGGACACAAGUGAGGAUGUAUCUAAAACGGAAGUAGAUACGAGCGAACAAUCCGCCAAAAGUACUACAGAAGAGACUACAACAAAGAAUGUAGCAGAUAUAGACGAUGUUGAGGUCUAUCAAGAAAUAGAAAAGGUUUUGCAAAGGAAAAGCAGUGGAGAAGAAUCACAAUCGACAACAGAAAAUAAAAUAGCAGAGGAGGCUAUGUAUGAUGACAUUAUCACCGAGGCAGAGAAACCUGAAAAUCAUAAUAAUUCACCUCCAGGAGAAAUAGAAAAAGACUCAAAUAACGAGACUCAAACCCUAGAUGAAGUUGAGGAAAAUCCACCCACUCCACUUGUAGAUGAAACCAUGGAAACUGAAACUGAUUCCAAUUUAGUAGAUAUUAAUAAAAAAUCAACAACUCUUGAAGCUGGAAUCUCGAGUGAUGAUUUAAUAACAAAAGAACAAAUCUCGGCAACAAUUUCUGCAGCAGAAGAAGAAGAACUGCCCAGCGUAACGACAAGAGAAGAAGAACAAAAAUUAACAACCGCUAAUGGUGAUGUUUAA
Messenger RNA from Musca vetustissima, 1818 nucleotides. Its product is annotated as peptidyl-prolyl cis-trans isomerase 1-like. The coding region runs from base 1 to 1818 and encodes 605 amino acids. The record is from RefSeq and is a predicted model, not a curated record. NCBI's taxonomy places the organism in Eukaryota, Metazoa, Arthropoda, Insecta, Diptera, Muscidae. The transcript is spliced from 2 exons.